Messenger RNA from Drosophila eugracilis, 3764 nucleotides. RefSeq lists its product as uncharacterized. NCBI's taxonomy places the organism in Eukaryota, Metazoa, Arthropoda, Insecta, Diptera, Drosophilidae. Gene Ontology annotation, biological process: regulation of transcription by RNA polymerase II. The transcript is spliced from 11 exons. Bases 509 to 3283 code for a protein of 924 amino acids. Gene Ontology annotation, molecular function: DNA-binding transcription factor activity, RNA polymerase II-specific; RNA polymerase II transcription regulatory region sequence-specific DNA binding; protein dimerization activity. The record is from RefSeq and is a predicted model, not a curated record.
GAAAGGUGCACGCGCGCAUUCAACACGGUUGUGUGGCCCUCGAUCCGAGGUUCUUGUGUGAUUUUGUGGAUUUAUACGAUCGGAAACGGAACGGAUUGGCUCCAGCCCCAGAGCCACAAAAAGCCGUCGGUUUUUUUAAUAUCAUAAAAAUUGUGAUCGCAAAUUGGCCGGGCCUUAAGCUAUUACUUAACGCGAUAUGUUGUGCGUCAUUCGGGCCAUUUGAUUUGCAAAUUUCAACAGAGUUUUUCUCUCUCUCUGUCUCCAUAAAUCUUGAUUUAAUCAAAGUGUUGAAUAUGCAAUGAUUCUAUGAAUACCUAUGAUAAAGGCCAAUGCAAAGAAUAGCCAAUAAUCAAAGCAAAUAGUGUGCAAUAGAAACCCCAGAUUGGAUCUAAUAAUAUAAGUAAAUAGUUAUCAUACAUAGCACUAAGCAAAUUAAAUAAAUACAAGUUAUUGAUCAAGUGUCAAACAUUGUGGCUGAUCGAAGUGAAUUAUGAAAUAAUAAUCAUUUAUGCCAAAUACUAUUGGAGUUAGCUCUUUAACCAAAUGGAUAUCGCAAAUUGAAUCUUUCGAGCAGAGAGAAUUGAUGUCAAAUAUUUGCAAACGUGCGAUCGACGAAAUGUAUGCGGAUAAUAAACGUGGCCUAGACAAGGUGACGGCAUUGACCCCGCCCACCCACGCCCUCCAGCAGCAACAGCAUCCCCUACAGCAGCAGCAACAUUUGCAACAUGUCCUGCAAUUGCAGCAGCAACAACAACAGCAACAGCAGCAACACCUUCAACAGCAACAUCAUUUGCAGCACCAAAUGCAUACGCAUCAUAACUUCCAGCAGCAUGAAACGCCAGCAACACUGGCGCAACAGCAACACAUGCAACAGCAGCAGCAACAGACGACACAGCAGCAACAUGCAACACAGCAGCAGCAGCAGCAACAGCAACAACAACAACAACAGACAGCCGGCAUGUUUACAAGAUUCGAUGCCAACAAAUCGACCAAGGGCGCCUCGAAGAUGCGACGCGAUCUCAUAAAUGCGGAGAUAGCCAAUCUGAGGGAUCUCCUGCCGCUGCCCCAAUCGACGCGCCAGCGCCUCUCGCAACUCCAACUGAUGGCCCUGGUCUGUGUCUAUGUGCGGAAAGCCAACUACUUCCAACAAGUUUUCAAACGACACAAUGCGAUGCAUCAUCUUCAUCACCAGACAGCAACACCAAAUAUUGGCUUCUCAAAGGCACUCUCCGGCUUCUUGAUGAUGCUCACACAGAAUGGCAAAUUGCUCUAUAUAUCGGAUAAUGCUGCCGAGUACUUGGGCCAUUCCAUGGAGGAUCUGCUGAUACAUGGUGACUCCGUUUACGAUAUCAUUGACAAACAGGAUCACGCAACCAUCCAGGCCGAACUGAAUAGGAACGUGCCACCGCAGCCGGGUGGCUCAAGUCAGGCGAACAGCAGUGGUGCCGGUGGUGCUGGCGGUGCCGGCGACUCAACGUCCAGCAAUGGAAGUGCCGGUGGCGGUGGUGCUGGUGGCGCCUCCAGUCUCGAGGGCGAGCAUCGCAUGUUCCUCUGUCGCAUGAAUGUUAGCCGCAAUGCGCGACGGCAAAUGCGUUUCGGCGAUCAAAAGGUUGUCCUGGUCCAGGGUCACUAUUUGUCAUUCCUGCCGCUCUGCAGUCGCAACGAGCCCGUCUUUCUGGCCACCUGCACUCCAAUAGCCAUGCCCGAGACCAGGGAGUGUGUGGUACAAGGUGCCACCAACGUCUUCACCACCAUCCAUUCGAUGGACAUGAAAAUAGCCCACAUCGACAAGAAUGGCGAGUUUCAUUUGGGCUAUGAUAAGGCCACGCUGCAGGGUACAUCCUGGUAUAACCUGAUCCACAGCGAGAAUCUGAGGGAGGCGCAAAAUAAGCACAGAUUAAUUACGCAAUCGGAACAGGAUCGCAGUUGUAUCCUGCUGGUACGAAUGCAAAGAUCAAGUGGAGAAUACACGUGGGUCCAUGUCGUCUUACAAGUUCGAGAUAGUCCCGACUCCACUCAACAACCUGUUAUCGUAUGCACAAACCAAGUACUCAACGAUCGCGAAGCCUCCAUAAUGCUGGCCAACUCCUGGCUGUAUCACUACUAUACCGUCCAGUCGAAGAUCCAGUUUGGCAUGCCGCUGGACAGUGGCAUCCGUGUCCCACCGGGAACCCCUUCCAGUGGAUAUUACAGUCCUCAUUCGUCUCAUCCGCCAGCCACUCCAGGUGGUACCACGCCCAGCCUGGGCAUAGCCAGCAGUUUUGGCAACCACCACCAUCCCCACCACUCACACCAUCCGCACCAUCAUCAUCAUCAUCACCACCCGGCGACCGCCUACCAUCAUCAUCCCCACAUGGGAACCUAUGGUGGAGUCUAUCAUGCCGAGUCAGCAAUCGAACUUAAAGAGGAUCAACCGCUGUUCAGUUUUCAAGAGCCCGUGGACUAUAGCCAGGUGAACAGUCAGGUGAAUCCUCCCAACGCAGCAAGUACUCCCAAUCCUCCCACCUCCAAAUCGUCUACGCCUCCGCCGCCCAAGAAGCGGGCUCGCAAGCUGGAACCUCUUUACCUACACGCCGAACGUUCUCCGGCGGCGGCAAUAACUCCGGAACCAGAUUGCUAUGCCAUCCAUACCCAUCCGGCAGCUGCUUAUGCCACCUCAUCUGUGGUCAGUAGUGAUGCUUCGGUUAUCUACGCCACCAUAGUACCGACGAGACCGAGGUUACCCAAUAAAUCACUGCCUCCGGAUCCUGCGGAUUUCAUAGAGCAAUGGAAUCCCAGUCCGCCAUGGUCAGAAUCAGCGCAAAAAGCUUCCUUGGACAGUUUUGGAUCCUCCCACGAGCUAAGCCCCUGCAUCACGACCACACCCCCUACGCCCACCAGUGCAACACCGCAUCAAAGUGGUUUGGGCACCACCCAGACCAUAGGACCUGCUUUUAGUUUCGAAUGGAUGUCGGAUCCUUUGGUCCCUGUUACAUACCAACAGUGGCCACCAACCGGUGACCAUCAUCAGCAUCUUUCGCAGCAUUUGAGCCAGAGUCAGAAUCACCAAAAUCCCCUCCAGCAGCAGCAGCAACAACAUCAGCUUCUACUUGGACAACAGCCACAUCUCCACCAGCAACAUCAGCAUUUAGCACUUCAUCAUGGACGUGGGGAGCACGCCCUGGAGGGGGAUACUCAGGGGGUGGUGGUGGUGCCACCGAUACCCAUUUCGAUACCGAUACCAACGGCCACGGGCCAUGGGGAUGCCGGCGAACCGGUUGAGGAUAGAGAUCCAAAAAAUUAGUGAUCAGCGCAAGCUUGGAAAUACCCAGAGAGAUCACAGAUCGGAGAACGGAGAACUGCCAUGGCGGCCAGGUGAUAAUCACACUUAAAUUAAUUGCCACUUGUCAUCUUAGCGUUUAAAUUAUUUUUAUCUAACGAAGAAAACAAAAACGCAAACGCUAUAGCCACUCGUUUUCUCGAUAAAAACAGCUAAUUUAAGCGAUUUCCAUAAAGCCCUUUUGUUUUCCCAUUUCCCAUUUUGUAUGUGCAAUCUUGAAAAACAACACAUUAAAAAAAUAUAAGUACGAGUCUAUAAGCAUGAAAAUAGCGCUUGGAAAUUACUUUUGCGAUGGGACCGCAAAAAAAAGAGAGAAAAUAUUGAAACGGAAGCUAACGAAAUAUAUCCAAGCCAAGCCAAGAGAGCUCUAUUAGUUGUAGCGUUUUUAUUAGCGACAUUUUUAUGGCGCGCGCUUAAAGUUUUUUACGAUCACUCGUAUUUUGCA